Myripristis murdjan (pinecone soldierfish) is the source of this 14299-nucleotide messenger RNA. RefSeq names its product low-density lipoprotein receptor-related protein 1-like. Gene Ontology annotation, cellular component: signaling receptor complex; plasma membrane. The record is from RefSeq and is a predicted model, not a curated record. Gene Ontology annotation, molecular function: protein binding; calcium ion binding; low-density lipoprotein particle receptor activity. The transcript has 90 exons. Lineage: Eukaryota; Metazoa; Chordata; Actinopteri; Holocentriformes; Holocentridae. Bases 472 to 14196 code for a protein of 4574 amino acids.
CAAUCUGAGACAGCAGCAGAGGUGCUGGGGAGAAGAGGAGCGUUUGAUCCACUUUCCCGAUUCCGUCUGACACUUCACUUGGACAGGGAGAACAAAAAACGGACAACUGCAUGAUUUAGAGGCGCCGGCUCCCCUCAGCAAGCAACUGAGCAAGGCUAGCUUGAUGCUCAGUUCAGCCUGCUAGCCUUUGUGGCAGGCUGUCUGUGCAUCCAAGGAGCCCCUAGCAACUCCGGGCUGGAAAAGCCUUGGCUUUUGCCUUGACAGCAUACAAAAAUUAUUCUCCGAGUGGGCAGAAAGCAGUAAGCCCUGUCAGCUUAAUUGCGCACCGCGGAAAGCGCAUUUACAGUGAGGAGCAUCAUCGCCUGGGCACAGUAACACGUCGUAUAGCCUGUCUGCAACCUCCAGCUUGACAGGACUAAGAGGCGAUUGAUGACUAAUAUUCCGUGUCUGUAUCUUUUAAGAUAGGCUACAAUGUUGCGCACCACGGCCAACAUGUUGAUGACGGGAUUGCUUUUCUUGGGAUUUUUGCACAGUUUGGAGGUAAUCGUUCCAGCAAGGGCUAUUGAUGCCCCAAAGACCUGCAGCCCGAAGCAGUUUGUGUGCAAAGACCAGGUAACGUGUAUAUCCAAGGGCUGGCGCUGCGAUGGGGAGAAGGACUGUCCAGACGGCUCAGACGAGGAGCCUGACGUUUGUCCUCACAGUCGUGUAUCACGGUGCCCUCCCAAUGAAUACCACUGUGGGGGAACAGAGCUUUGCAUCCACAUGAGCAAACUGUGCAACGGAGUCCCAGACUGCACUGAUGGGUGGGAUGAAGGACCCCACUGCAGAGAGUUUGCCUCCAACUGCACUCUCUCGGUUUGUCAGGACAGCUGCGCGGUGACCCCAACAGGACCCGCUUGUUACUGUAAAAGUGGCUAUGAAAUCAGCCAGGAUGGAAAGACAUGCAAAGAUUUUGAUGAGUGCAGUGUGUAUGGGACCUGCAGCCAGUCCUGUACCAACACUGAGGGCUCCUACACCUGUUCCUGUGUCGAGGGCUACUUGCCCCAGCCAGAUAACCGCUCCUGCAAGGCCAAGAACGUGCCAGUGGACCGUCUGCCCGUCCUACUGAUCGCCAACUCUCAGAAUAUCCAAGCCACGUCCCUGAGUGGCACCACAGUCCACAGCCUGCUGUCCACCAGCACCAAGCAAACCACGGCCAUGGACUUCCUCUAUGCCCAGGAAACUGUCUGCUGGAUCCAUGUGGGAGACUCCCCUGCCUCCACACACCUCAAGUGUGCCAAGAUUCCCAAUCUGAAGAGCUUCACAGAUGAGAGAAUCAUCAACAUCUCCCUCAGUCUGCACCAUGUUGAGCAGAUGGCCAUCGACUGGCUGACAGGAAACUUCUACUUUGUGGAUGACGUGGAUGACAGGAUCUUCGUGUGUGACAAGGAUGGCCAGACAUGUGUCACCCUCCUGGAUCAGGAGCUGUACAACCCUAAAGGCAUCGCCCUGGACCCCACCAUGGGGAAGGUUUUCUACACGGACUACAGCCAGAUCCCUAAGGUGGAGCGCUGCGACAUGGAUGGCCAGAACCGCACCAAACUAGUGGACAGUAAGAUUGUGUUCCCCCAUGGCAUCACACUGGACCUGGUCAACAGGCUGGUGUACUGGGCUGAUGCGUAUUUGGACUACAUUGAAGUGGUGGAUUAUGAGGGCAAGAACCGGCACACCAUCAUCCAAGGCCUUCUGAUCGAGCACCCAUAUGGGCUGACAGUGUUUGAAAACUACCUGUACGCCACCAACUCGGACAACGCUAACAUGCAGCCCAAGACCAGUGUGAUCAGGGUGAACCGCUUCAACAACACAGACCAUCAAGUAGUGACACGGGUGGACAAGGGAGGGGCAUUGCAUGUCUACCAUCAGAGGCGCCAGCCCCCAGUGCGUAGCCAUGCAUGUGAACCGGACCAGUUUGGGAAGGCUGGAGGCUGCUCUGACAUCUGCCUGCUGGGGAACAGCCACAAAAGCCGCACCUGCCGCUGCCGCUCAGGAUUCAGCCUGGGCAGCGAUGGCAAGUCCUGCAAAAAGCCAGAGCAUGAGCUCUUCCUGGUUUAUGGAAAAGGCCGCCCAGGAGUCAUCAGGGGCAUGGACAUGAAUGCUAAGGUGCCAGAUGAGUACAUGAUCCCCAUAGAGAAUCUAAUGAACCCCAGGGCCCUGGACUUCCAUUCUGAGAGCGAGUUCAUCUACUUUGCCGACACGACCAACUACCUCAUCGGACGCCAGAAGAUCGAUGGAACAGAGAGAGACACCAUUUUGAAGGAAGGAAUUCACACCGUGGAGGGCAUCGCUGUGGACUGGAUGGCAGACAACCUGUACUGGACAGAUGACGGGCCUAAGAAAACGAUAAGUGUGGCACGACUGGAAAAGGCCUCGCAGACCCGCAAAAUCCUCAUCGAGGGAAAAAUGACCCAUCCCCGUGCCAUUGUGGUGGAUCCCCUGCACGGGUGGAUGUACUGGACGGUGUGGGAGGAGGACCCUAAGGAGAGCAAGCGAGGGAAGAUAGAGAGGGCUUGGAUGGACGGCUCCAACAGAAAUGUGUUCCUGUCCAGCAAAACUGUGCUUUGGCCCAACGGCCUCAGUCUGGACAUCCCGCAGGAGAUCCUGUACUGGGUGGACGCCUAUUACGACCGCAUUGAGAUGGUCUACCUUAACACCUCUGAACGCAAGACGGUGUACGAGGGCCAGGAGUUGAACCACGCCUUUGGUCUGUGCCACUAUAAACAUUUCCUGUUCUGGAACGAGUACCGCAGUGGCAGUAUUUACAAGCUGGACACCACCACCGGCACUGCCACACUGCUGCGCAACGAGAGACCACCCAUCUUUGAGAUCCGCAUGUAUGACGCCCAGCAGCAGCAAGGCUCUAAUGCGUGCCGUGUGUACAACGGUGGCUGCAGCAGUCUGUGUCUGGCCAUACCAGGGGGCAGGCAGUGUGCCUGUGCUAAAGACCAAAUACUAGACCCAGCUGACAACACCAGCUGUAAAGCCAACCCGUCGUAUGUCCCCCCUCCUCAGUGCCAGCCCGGGGAGUUUGCCUGUAAGAAUAACCGCUGUAUCCAAGAGCGCUGGAAGUGUGACGGAGACAAUGACUGUCUGGACAACAGCGAUGAGUCUCCCGAGCUGUGUCACCAGCACACGUGCCCCACGGACAGAUUCAAGUGCCAGAACAAUCGCUGCAUCCCUCUGCGCUGGCUCUGCGAUGGGGACAAUGACUGCGGAAACGACGAGGAUGAAUCCAACACCACUUGUUCAGCUCGCACCUGCCCCCCCAACCAGUACUCAUGUGCCAGCGGCCGCUGCAUCCCAAUCUCCUGGACAUGUGACUUGGACGAUGACUGUGGUGACCGCUCAGAUGAACCCGCCUCUUGUGCAUACCCCACCUGUUUCCCCCUCACCCAGUUUACCUGCAACAACGGACGGUGCAUCAACAUUAACUGGCGCUGUGAUAACGAAAAGGAUUGUGGGGACGGCUCUGAUGAGUUGAAUUGCCCAAACCCGACCGAUAACGACUGCGGGGACAACAGUGAUGAAGCAGGCUGCAGUCACUCCUGCUCCAGCGCUCAGUUCAAGUGCAACAGCGGCCGCUGCAUCCCAGAUUACUGGACCUGUGACGGAGACAAUGACUGUGGCGACUACAGCGACGAGACCCAUGCCAACUGCACCAAUCAAGCCACACGGCCCCCUGGAGGUUGUCACACAGAUGAGUUUCAGUGUCGAAUGGACGGCCUCUGCAUCCCCUUGCGCUGGCGCUGUGACGGUGACACUGACUGCAUGGACCUGAGCGAUGAGAAGAACUGUGAAGGUGUCACUCACAUGUGUGACCCAGCUGUCAAGUUUGGCUGCAGGGAUUCUGCGCGCUGUAUAAGCAAAGCCUGGGUGUGUGAUGGGGACAGUGACUGUGAGGACAACUCCGAUGAGGACAACUGUGAGGCACUGGUGUGUAAGCUCUCUCACCAUGUGUGUGCCAAUGACUCCACCAUCUGCCUGCCUGCAGAGAAACUUUGCGAUGGCACUGAUGACUGCCCAGAUGGCUCUGAUGAGAAACUCUGUGACUUGUGUUCACUGGACAAUGGUGACUGCAGCCAUAACUGCACAGUGGCCCCUGGCGAGGGUGUGAUCUGUUCCUGUCCGCUUGGCAUGGAGUUAGGCCCUGACAACAAGACCUGCCAGAUCCAGAGCUUCUGUGCCAAACACCUUAAGUGCAGUCAACGCUGUGAGCAGGACAAGUUCAGUGUGAAAUGUUCCUGCUAUGAGGGCUGGGAACUGGAGCCUGAUAUGGAGAACUGCAAGAGCACAGAUCCUUUCAAACCCUUUAUCAUUUUCUCCAAUCGCCAUGAGAUCCGCCGCAUUGAUCUGAACAAGGGAGAGUUUAGUGUGCUGGUACCUGGCCUGAGGAACACCAUCGCCCUGGACUUCCACCUCAGCCAGAGCGCCCUCUAUUGGACGGAUGUGGUGGAAGACAAGAUCUACCGUGGGAAGCUGUCUGAGAACGGGGCUUUAACCAGCUUUGAUGUGGUAAUCCAGUAUGGGCUAGCUACCCCUGAGGGCUUGGCAGUGGAUUGGAUAGCGGGGAACAUCUACUGGGUGGAAAGCAACCUGGAUCAGAUUGAGGUGGCCAAGCUAGAUGGCACCAUGAGGACCACCCUGCUUGCUGGGGAGGUGGAGCACCCUCGAGCCAUCGCCUUGGACCCCCGGGACGGGAUCCUCUUCUGGACGGACUGGGAUGCCAGCUUGCCGAGGAUUGAAGCAGCAUCUAUGAGUGGGGAGGGCAGGAAGACCAUCCAUAAGGAAACUGGCAAUGGAGGCUGGCCAAACGGACUCACUGUGGAUUAUCUGGAGCGCCGCAUCCUCUGGAUUGAUGCCAGAUCUGACGCCAUUUACUCAGCCAAGUAUGAUGGUUCCGGGCUGAUCGAGGUUCUGAGAGGCCAUGAAUAUCUGUCUCAUCCCUUCGCCGUCACCAUGUAUGGGGGAGAAGUUUAUUGGACGGACUGGAGGACCAACACACUGGCCAAGGCAAAUAAGUGGACAGGAAAUAAUGUCACUGUGGUCCAGAGAACCAACACCCAACCUUUUGACCUCCAGGUCUACCAUCCCUCCAGACAGCCCCAGGCUCCUAAUCCCUGUGCAGCCAACAACGGCAUGGGACCCUGUUCUCACCUGUGCCUCAUCAACUACAAUCAGACUUUCUCUUGUGCCUGCCCUCACCUCAUGAAGCUGGGCACUGACAAGCACACCUGCUACGAGUCUCGUCAGUUCCUGCUGUAUGCCCGCCAGAUCGAGAUCAGAGGAGUGGACAUCGACAACCCCUACUACAACUACAUCAUCUCCUUCACCGUGCCAGACAUCGACAAUGUGACGGUGGUGGACUAUGACGCCAUGGAGCACCGCAUCUACUGGUCGGACGUCCGCACCCAGACCAUCAAGAGAGCCUUCAUCAAUGGAACCGGAGUUGAGACUGUGGUCUCUGCUGAUCUGCCCAACGCUCACGGCCUGGCAGUGGACUGGGUGUCCAGGAACCUGUUCUGGACCAGCUAUGAUGCUAAUAAGAAACAGAUUAAUGUUGCCAGACUGGACGGCUCCUUCAAGAAUGCUGUCAUCCAGGGCCUGGACAAACCACACUGUCUGGUGCUGCACCCAAUACUGGGGAAGCUCUACUGGACAGAUGGGGACAACAUCAGCAUGGCCAACACAGAUGGCAGUAACCGCAGUGUGCUGUUCACCAAUCAGAAAGGACCCGUCGGUCUCUCCAUUGACUUUGACAGUGAGCAGCUGUACUGGAUCAGCUCAGGGAACAGCACCAUCAGCCGCUGUAAGCUGGAUGGAUCUGGACUGGAGAUCCUGGAGGGGGUCAAGGGCAAACUGACCAAAGCCACUGCUCUGGCCAUAAUGGGAGACAAGCUGUGGUGGGCAGACCAAGGCACUGACCAGAUAGGAACCUGUGACAAGAAGGAUGGAGGCAACUGGAAAGUGUUGAGGAACAGCACCUCCCCCAUGAUGCACAUGAAGAUCUACAAUGAAACUGUGCAAAAAGGCACCAAUCUCUGCAGUAAUAACAAUGGAGACUGUUCCCAGCUGUGCCUCCCCACCUCCCCCACAACACGAGCCUGCAUGUGCACUGCAGGAUACAGCCUCCGCAGUGGGCAGCAGUCUUGCGAGGGUGUCGGCUCUUUCCUGCUGUACUCUGUGCAUGAGGGCAUACGUGGCAUUCCCUUGGACCCAUCGGACAAGUCUGAUGCACUGGUACCAGUGUCAGGCACCUCACUGGCUGUAGGCAUAGAUUUCCAUGCUGACAAUGACACUAUCUAUUGGGUGGACAUGGGCCUGAGCACCAUCAGCAGGGCCAAGAGAGACCAGACCUGGAGAGAGGACGUGGUCACCAACGGCAUCGGCAGAGUGGAGGGCAUCGCCGUCGACUGGAUAGCAGGCAACAUCUACUGGACGGAUCAAGGCUUUGAUGUGAUUGAAGUGGCCAGAUUGAACGGCUCCUUCCGCUACGUGGUCAUCUCCCAGGGCCUGGACAAGCCCCGCGCCAUCACUGUCCACCCUGAGAAAGGGUACUUGUUCUGGACUGAGUGGGGCCAGUAUCCCCGUAUUGAGCGAUCCCGUCUGGAUGGAUCUCAGAGGGCUAUACUGGUCAACGUCAGCAUCAGCUGGCCCAACGGUAUCUCCAUUGACUACCAGGAAGGUCUGCUGUACUGGUGUGAUGCAAGGACAGACAAGAUUGAGCGCAUCAACCUUGAGACUGGAGAGAACAGGGAGGUGGUGCUAGCCAACAACAACAUGGACAUGUUCUCUGUGUCUGUGUUUGAGAGCUACAUCUACUGGAGUGACAGGACCCACGCUAAUGGCUCCAUAAAGAGAGGAAGUAAAGACAAUGCCACCGACUCUGUCUCUUUGAGGACUGGUAUUGGAGUACAGCUCAAAGACAUAAAGGUCUUCAACAGGGCGAGGCAACAAGGAACAAAUGUUUGCAAAGACAACAAUGGCGGGUGCCAGCAGCUUUGUCUUUACCGCGGGAAUGGACAGCGUACGUGUGCCUGUGCCCAUGGCAUGUUGGCUGAAGAUGGACGCAGCUGCCGUGACUAUGAUGGCUACUUGCUCUACUCAGAACGAACCAUACUAAAGAGUGUUCACCUAUCAGAUGAAAACAACCUAAACGCACCCAUAAAACCGUUUGAGGACCCCGAGCACAUGAAGAAUGUAAUUGCUCUCACGUUUGACUACCGAGGAGGGGGAGGAAAAGGAGCCAACCGCAUCUUCUUCAGUGACAUCCACUUUGGCAACAUCCAGCAGAUCAACGAUGAUGGCUCCGACCGCAAGACCGUGGUAGAGAAUGUGGGUUCUGUGGAGGGCUUGGCGUACCACAGGGGCUGGGACAUGCUCUACUGGACCAGCUACACCACCUCCACCAUCACCCGCCACACAGUGGAUCAGAGCCGCUGGGGUGCCGCUGACAGACACACCGUGGUCACCAUGUCUGGAGAUGACCACCCCAGAGCCUUUGUUCUGGAUGAGUGUCAGAGUCUCAUGUUCUGGACCAACUGGAAUGAGCAGUCCCCCAGUAUCAUGCGUGCCACCCUGACCGGUGCCAACGUCCUAGUGAUCAUCGGCAGUGACAUCCGAACUCCCAACGGCCUGGCCAUCGACCACCGUGCCGAAAAACUGUAUUUCUCUGAUGCCACACUGGACAAGAUUGAGCGCUGCGAGUAUGAUGGCAGUCGGCGCUAUGUGGUGCUGAAGAAUGAGCCUGUCCAUCCGUUUGGCCUGGCUGUGUACGGGGACUACAUCUUCUGGACUGACUGGGUGAGGAGGGCCGUCCUUCGGGCUGACAAAUACACAGGAGGAGACAUGAAGGUGCUGCGUGCUGACAUCCCUCAGCAGCCGAUGGGCAUUGUUGCAGUGGCCAAUGACACCAACAGCUGUGAGUUUUCUCUGUGUCGUGUAAACAACGGAGGAUGUCAGGACCUGUGUCUGCUGACCUCUGAGGGAAGGGUCAACUGCAGUUGCCGUGGUGACAGGAAGCUUUUGGAGGACAACACGUGCAUAGCAAUGAACACUACGUGUAACAACAUCGAUGAGUUUGAGUGUGGAAACGGAGACUGUGUCAACUACACGCUCACUUGUGAUGGCAUGGCCCACUGCAAGGACAAAUCUGAUGAGAAACAGUCCUACUGUGCCAACCGAGUGUGCAAGAAGGGCUACAGACGGUGUGUGAAUGGCCGCUGUGUGGGCCAUAGUUCCUGGUGCAAUGGACAGGAUGAUUGCGGAGACAAUUCAGAUGAGCUCUUCUGCAACACCACGCUGUGCUCAGCCGAGCAGUUCCAGUGCCGAGACGGAGGCUGCAUAUCCAACUCCAGCAAGUGUAACCAGCAAGUGGACUGUGAGGAUGCCAGUGAUGAGAUGAACUGCUCUGCAACGGACUGUUCAAGCUAUUUCCAUCUGGGAGUGAAGGGGGUGACAUUUCAGAAGUGUGAGUUCACCACACUCUGCUAUGCCCCGUCUUGGCAGUGUGAUGGAGCUAACGACUGUGGAGACUUCUCUGAUGAGAGAAAUUGCCCAGGGAGUGGGAAAACAAAAUGCCCAGCGCCGUUCUUUGCCUGUCCUAGUGGACGCUGUAUCCCUAUGAGCUGGACCUGUGACAAGGAGAAUGACUGUGAGAACGGCGCAGACGAGGCUCACUGUGAUAAGUUCUGCUCAGCUUCCCAGUUUGAGUGUGGGAACCACCGCUGCAUUCCCAACCGCUGGGUGUGUGAUGGAGCUGAUGAUUGCGGUGACGGCACUGAUGAGGACAGCAAGUGCAAAACCAAGACGUGUAGUCCUGAAGCUUUCCAGUGUCCUGGAUCUCAUGUGUGUGUGCCUCAGCGGUGGAAGUGUGAUGGGGACAAAGACUGUCCUGAUGGGGCCGACGAGAGCGUCAAAGCUGGCUGUGUGUUCAACAACACAUGCAGCAACAAUGAGUUCAUGUGCCAGAAUAGACAGUGUAUCCCCAAGCACUUUGUGUGUGACCAUGACAAAGACUGCAGCGACGGCUCAGAUGAGUCCUUGGAGUGUGAGUAUCCAACAUGUGGGCCCACCCAGUUCCGCUGUGCAAAUGGACGCUGCAUCACCCAGAGUUCAUGGGAAUGUGAUGGAGACUUUGACUGCCAUGACCACUCUGACGAAGCCCCUAAGAACCCACGCUGCAGUGGCCCAGAGAAGAAAUGCAAUGACACCGCAUAUGCCUGCAACAAUGGGAACUGUGUCAACGAGACAUUGCUCUGUGACCACAAGGAUGACUGUGGCGAUGGCUCUGAUGAGCUGAACUGCUUUAUUAACGAGUGCCUGAACAGCAAACUGAGUGGCUGCUCCCAGCUCUGUGAAGAUCUUAAAAUAGGCUUCAAGUGCAGAUGCCAACCUGGCUUCCGUCUUAAGGAUGAUGGAAAGACGUGCAUCGACAUAGAUGAGUGCACAACCACCUAUCCCUGUACCCAGCGUUGUAUCAACACACACGGCAGCUUCCACUGUCUGUGUGUGGAGGGAUUCCAGCUUAGUCCCGAAAAUCCCACAAUUUGCAAGUCCACCUCUGAGGAGGAGCCCUUCCUCAUCUUUGCCAACCGCUACUACCUAAGGAAGCUCAACUUGGAUGGCUCCAACUACACAUUGCUCAAACAGGGCUUGAACAACGCGGUGGCUCUGGACUUUGACUAUCGCCAGGAGAUGAUCUACUGGACAGACGUGACCACCCAGGGCAGCAUGAUCCGACGCAUGCACAUCAACGGCAGUGAUGUACAGGUCCUUCAUCGCACGUCACUCAGCAACCCAGAUGGUCUGGCUGUGGACUGGGUGGGAGGAAACCUAUAUUGGUGUGAUAAGGGACGGGACACUAUUGAGGUAUCAAAGCUGAAUGGGGCAUACCGAACAGUUUUGGUCAACAGCGGCCUGAGGGAGCCACGUGCUGUUGCUGUGGAUGUACGCUAUGGGUACUUGUACUGGUCAGACUGGGGUGACAACCCCCACAUAGGGAGAAUUGGGAUGGAUGGCACCAACAGGAGUGUCAUUGUGGAAGACAAGAUCACUUGGCCCAAUGGCCUCACACUGGACUUCAUUAAUGACCGCAUCUAUUGGGCUGAUGCACGGGAAGACUACAUUGAGUUUGCCAGCCUGGAUGGGACUAACAGACACACAGUUCUGAGUCAGGACAUCCCCCAUAUCUUUGCUAUGACUCUGUUUGAGGAGUACAUCUACUGGACAGACUGGGAGACCAAGUCCAUCAACAGAGCUCAUAAGACCCUGGGCAUCAACAAGACCAUGCUGAUCAGUACCCUGCACAGGCCCAUGGACAUCCACAUUUACCAUCCCUACCGCCAGCCUGAGGUGGCCGGCCACCCAUGCCAGACAGACAACGGAGGCUGCAGUAAUUUGUGUCUGCUCUCACCUGGAGGGGGCUACAAGUGUGCCUGUCCCACCAACUUCUACCUGGCAGCUGACGGCAAACAGUGCAUGUCGAACUGCACUGCAAGUCAGUUUGUUUGCAAAAAUGACAAGUGCAUUCCAUUUUGGUGGAAGUGCGACACUGAAGAUGACUGUGGCGACCGCUCGGAUGAACCUGCAGAUUGCCCUGAGUUUAAGUGCAGACCAGGCCAGUUCCAGUGUGGCACAGGCAUCUGCACCAACCCUGCCUAUAUCUGUGAUGGAGACAAUGACUGCCAGGAUAACUCUGAUGAAGCCAACUGCGACAUCCAUGUAUGCCUGCCCAGUCAGUUCAAAUGUACCCAUCCCAGUCGCUGUAUCCCGGGUAUCUUCCGUUGCAAUGGACAGGACAACUGUGGAGAAGGAGAGGAUGAGAAAGACUGUCCGGAAGUCACUUGCGCUCCCAAUCAGUUCCAGUGUGCCAUCACCAAGCGCUGUAUCCCACGGGUGUGGGUUUGCGACAGGGACAAUGACUGUGUGGAUGGAUCUGAUGAGCCAGCCAACUGCACCCAGAUGACGUGCGGUGUGGAUGAGUUCCGCUGUAAGGACUCUGGACGCUGCAUCCCAGCCCGUUGGAAGUGUGACGGGGAGGAUGACUGUGGUGACGCCUCGGAUGAACCCAAGGAGGAGUGCGAUGAGCGGACAUGCGAGCCGUACCAGUUCCGCUGCAAGAACAACCGCUGUGUGCCUGGCCGUUGGCAGUGUGACUACGAUAACGACUGCGGUGACAACUCUGAUGAGGACAAGUGUGUGCCGCGCCAGUGUUCAGAGAGUGAGUUUGCCUGCACAAAUGGUCGCUGCAUUGCCGGGCGCUGGAAGUGUGAUGGGGAUCAUGAUUGUGCUGAUGGCUCAGACGAGAACGGCUGCGAUGUUAAGUGUGACAGCGACCAGUUCCAGUGCAAGAAUGGCCACUGCAUCCCCAUUCGCUGGCGCUGUGACGCUGAUGCUGACUGUAUGGAUGGCAGUGAUGAAGAGAAAUGUGACAGUGGUGUUGGAAGGCACUGCCCACUGGAUGAGUUCCAGUGUAAUAACACCCUCUGUAAACCCUUGGGUUGGAAGUGUGACGGGGAGGAUGACUGUGGCGACAACUCUGAUGAGAAUCCAGAAGAGUGUGCAAAAUUCCAGUGCCCACCCACAAGGCAAUUUCGUUGCCAUAAUGACCGCGUGUGUUUACCACUAUCGAAGCGCUGUGACAGUGUCAACAACUGUGGGGACAACAGCGAUGAACUCAACUGCCAAGUGCCUCCUCCCACAUCAAUCUGUCAGAAGGAUGAGUUCCAGUGCUCUAAUGGCCGUUGCAUCAGCUCCAUCCUGCGCUGCAACUAUUUCAAUGACUGUGAGGACUACGGCUCCGAUGAAAUCAACUGCAAUAAGAAAGACACAGUACUGAACGACUGUCGUAGUAACAGGACAGUGUGUGGAGACGGGGACGAAGCUCACUGUGUGGUAAAUGGCACCGACUCCUUCUGCUCCUGUAAACCUGGCUUCCAGUCCAAGGGCCACAACAGAUGUGAAGAUAAGAAUGAGUGCAAUCAGUUUGGAGUGUGUUCCCACAUCUGCAACAACACCAAGGGCUCCUACAAGUGCAGCUGCCACAAGUACUUCACAAGAAUCAAUGACACCUGCAAGGCUGAUACUCUGAGACAGGUGCUCUACAUUGCUGAUGACAAUGAGAUCCGCAGCCUGGACCCCGGAAUGCCAAACUGGCGCUAUGAGCAGAUCUUCCAGGGUGAUGCCAACGUGCGCAUUGAUGCCAUGGACUUGCAUGUCAAGACCAAUCGUAUCUACUGGACCAACUGGCACACAGGGCGCAUUUCCUCCUACGAUCUGCCUGCCUCCUCUUCCUCCCCCAAUAGCAACAACCGCAAUCGUCGCCAAAGUGACUCCAGGGUCACCAACCUUGAGAUCCCUGACCUGAAGAUGCCCCGUGGCAUCGCUGUGGACUGGGUGGCAGGGAACCUGUACUGGACUGACUCUGGCAGAGAUGUCAUUGAGGUGGCCCAGAUAAAUGGUGGACGCCACCGCAAAACGCUGAUCUCUGGCAUGAUCGACGAGCCCUAUGCCAUCGUAGUCGACCCCCAAAGAGGGAAAAUGUACUGGGCGGAUUGGGGGAAUCACCCUAAGAUUGAAACUGCUGCCAUGGAUGGAACCAUGAGAGAGACCCUGGUUGAAGACAACAUCCAGUGGCCAACUGGUCUGGCAGUGGACUACUUCAAUGAACGUCUGUACUGGGCUGAUGCUAAACUGUCCUUGAUCGGCAGCGUGAGGCUGAAUGGCAGUGACGCAGUGGUGGCUGUAUCUAGCAUUAAGAACAAGCUUCAUCAUCCCUUCAGCAUUGAUGUCUUUGAGGACUACAUCUACGGCGUCACCUACAUCAACAACUAUGUCUUCAGGGUGAAUAAGUUUGGCAAAGGCCCCAUGGAGAACCUAACUACGGGAAUGAACCACGCUACAGACAUAGUUCUCUACCACCGCUACAAGCAACCUGAAGUGAAUAAUCCAUGUGACAGAAAGAAGUGCGAGUGGCUGUGUCUGCUCAGCCCCAGUGGACCAGUGUGUACCUGUCCCAAUGGACGGACACUGGACAAUGGCACAUGCGUGGAGGUGCCCACCCCCACACUGUCUCCCAUCUCUCCUCCAAGCGGCCCCUGCACUGUCCAGUGUUUGAAUGGCGGCAGCUGUUUCCUGAAUGCCCACAAGCAGCCCAAGUGUCGCUGCCAGCCUAAUUAUGGAGGAGACCGCUGUGAGAUUGACCAGUGCAGAGACUAUUGCCAGAACGGGGGUACAUGCACAGCUUCCCCUACAGGCUCUCCUACAUGUCGGUGCCUGACAGGGUUUACAGGGCCAAACUGUAACCUGCGGACCUGUAAGGAUUACUGCCAGAAUGGAGGCAACUGCACAGUCAGCGCUGGCAACCAGGCAACCUGCCGCUGCCCCCCUGACUUCCUGGGAGACCAGUGCCAGUAUAGCAGCUGUGAGGGCCACUGUCUUAAUAGGGGAACAUGUCUGCAGAGCGCUGAUGGCUCUAAACAGUGCCGCUGUCUGCCUCAGUACAUCGGCGGAAAAUGUGAGAUUGACAAGUGCCAUUACUGCCGCGACGGCAAGUGUAUCCCCACCAACAGCUACCAGCCCACAGGGGAAGUUACCUGCGUGUGCACCAAUGGUAGAAUCCAACCCAGCUGCUACACCUGUGAUACACAUGAGUACUGUGCAAAUGGCCAAUGCUCCAUAAACCCCCUCACUCACCUUCCAGAGUGCAGAUGUUCAACUGGCUGGACAGGGCAUCGCUGUGACGUGGUAGCCACCACUAAAGAAACCUCACAGUCCGGCGGACGCACAGCAUCCAUAGUGAUCCCAGUGUUGAUCCUGUUGCUGCUGAUUCUAUUGGCUGGAGGAGCGUUGUUCUGGUACAAGAGAAGGAUGAGAGGGGCCAAGGGCUUCCAGCACCAAAGGAUGAGCAAUGGGGCAAUGAAUGUGGAGAUUGGAAAUCCUGCCUACAAGAUCUAUGAGGGCGAACCAGAUGAUGAUGCCGGGGAGCUGCUAGAUGCAGACUUCACACUGGACCCAGACAAGCCCACCAACUUCACAAACCCAGUAUAUGCCACUCUGUACAUGGGAGCUCACAACAGCCGCAACUCUCUGGCCAGCACAGACGAGAAGAAGGAGUUGCUCUCACGUGGGGAUGAGGAGCCGCUUGUGGACCCACUGGCAUAGACUGUCCAUCGGCUCGGGUCAUACUAUUCCAAACACACCCCUCUUUUUGCCUUUUAACAAAAAGAAAAGGAAAAAAAAAAAGCUAAGAGAAAAUCGACAAAAA